Messenger RNA from Cladocopium goreaui, 9443 nucleotides. The record is from the annotation of a GenBank genome assembly. NCBI's taxonomy places the organism in Eukaryota, Dinophyceae, Suessiales, Symbiodiniaceae.
AUGGCUUUGCCACUGCCCAAGGCCAGCGUCAGCUACGAGGAACGGGAUCCAUAUCGCCUGGCCCAGAAGAUCCGCGCGUGGUCGACCAAGGAUCCCACGAAGGUGGGGAAAGUCUGCGAACGCGCGGACGAAGCGGCGCUCCGGGGCGCCCUUGGCGUCCCUUGGCAUCCAUUGGCCAGGCAGAUGCCGGCCAAUCUGCUGCAUGCCUUCCGUGCCGCUGGCUUCCAAGCGUUGGGGUUGCCCAGGGGCCACAAAAAAGCCAACACCCAUCCAAGCGCAAGUCUGGCCCGUGGCAGCCAGUGGAAGCGAUAUCAUUGGGAUCGCCGCUCGACCAUCCCAGCCUAUUUGUGGAUGGCCCGCCGCCCCGGAUCCGCCACCCGCGCGUUGUUGCUGGCGCCCACAAGGGAACUGGCCACGCAGAUCCAUGCGGAAGCCGUGAAAUUCGCCAGCGCCUCCGGCUUCGGCAGCGCCUGCGUCUAUGGUGGUGUUCCCAAGAAGGAUCAGCUGCCAGCUCUUCGCGCGGGCGCGCCCAUUCUGGUGGCGACCCCGGGGCGGUUGAACGACUUCCUGGAGUUCCGGCAACUCUCGCUGAGCUCGGUGGGAUACCUUGUCUUUGAUGAAGCAGAUCGUAUGCUCGACAUGGGUUUUGAGCCGCAGAUUCGAGACAUCGUGAAACAGGUCCCCAAGCAACGGCAGACCUUGAUGUUCAGCGCCACCUGGCCAACCAUCGGAUGGUCAGACCCAGAGAAGCCACGGAUUUGCCGGUUGAACUGGCACAAGGAUGGUCAUCCCCAGACAGAGGAAUACAAGCAGGUUCCCAUGGCAAUGCCUCAAAUGGCGGGCUAUCCCCAGAUGGCUGCAACUGAGACAGCACAUGGGGUGGGGCCGACCGGGGCACAAUGCGCACGCUCUCCUAGCCCCUCCCGGAUGAUGCACCCUGCGCAGCCGCAGCCCGCGCAGCCCGCGCAGCCCGCGGCACAGCUCUACCGCCACGUGGCAGCGCCGUCGCCACUGGGAAUGGCCACCCAGGCGGUGCCUUCGCCGUUGGUGGUGCGCGUUCCCGUGGCCUUGUCACCGACGCAGCGGCAUUUUCCAGCCAGUGUCUAUCCGAACCAACAGGUGCAGCUGAGCUGCGGCAAUAGCUCCCCGGCUCCCCCCGCACCGGUGCUGCUGCGCCGUCCCUCGAACGAUGGCACGGCGCCUGCAUGGAAGGAGAUGCAACAGCGCCUGGGCUACAGCGAGGCACCGCAAGUCGCAUCACCGCAGGUGCCGCCUCCGCACGCGUCGCCCACGUCGCCCACGUCGCCCGCGUCGCCCGUGUCCCCGGCGGUGUUGCUGGCCAAACCAGAGGCCAGAGCGUGCGGAGUGAAGGAAGGCAGAGCGAAACCACCUGCCAAUGCAGGGCAGACGUGCCCGACGCCGCCCGUGCCGAGCACACCGGUGGACCUGCCAUGGACACGACUGGCCUCGGAAGCUUUGGGGGAAGAUGGCACCUUGCGCAAUCCCUCUGGCGGCUGUGACGAUCUGAAACGCGAGAAGAAGGCCCCCGGCGAGCGAUCCAUGUCCCCAGCGCCCGAAGCGAAGGCGCGUGAAGCCAAGGUGCCCGAAGCAAAGGCGCCGGCACCGCUGCCGCGGAGGCCAAGUAGGGAGGCGAAGGCCGAAGACUUAGCUUGGGCCAAGCCCAGCUCCACCCCCACGUCCUCCCCGACGUCGCCCAACGUCCGCGCGCCGCGCACGCCAAACGCCUCACCGGCCUCGCCGGCCUCACCGGCCACCACCGCCGCCAGCAGCCCACGGCCGGAGAAGAAGCAGCCGAGCGCGGAGAAAAAGGCGACGGCGACGGUCCAUGAGAGGAAAGCGCCAGAGAAGGCGGCCAGCGCAAAGGGAGCCAUUGCAACCACAACGGCACACCGAGAUGAUUGGAAUGACGAAAAGCCCGUAGAAAGUUCCCUGAGUGCCUGGAAGAAAUCGCAGCAGCUGCUCUUCGGUAGGACCAAAACCGACGACGAAGACGCCGCGCAGACCUUCUGUCGCGAGAUGUUCAUCAGCCGUCGCCAGGGGAGGCCCGAGGAUCACUACCGCGUCCUGGGGGUAUUGGGUAAGGGCUCCUUCGGCGUGGUGCGGAAAGUGCAGUGUCGACAGACCAAGGCGAUGAGGGUCAUGAAGAUUGUGGACAAACAGAAAGCGCUGAGCGGGGGAUACCCCUUGAAACUUAUCAUGGAAGAGAUCGAUAAGCUGAAGAGUCUGGACCAUCCUGCAGUCCUCAGAUUGUUUGAGUACUACGCAGAUUCCAGAUCUCUCUAUCUCAUCACAGAUCUCCUCCCAGGUGGUGACCUUUUGGAAGCCGUGGAGAAGUCCUACGCGGAGCGGAAGCAGCUGCCGGAAGGUUGGGUCGCCGUGGUCUUCCGCCAAGCCUGCGAAGGUCGUGGAUCCCAAGUCUUUCUGUGGGUGCCGAGGUUUCUGGCCAUUUCGCUGCACAGUUUUCAGCACGGCCACGGAGCAGGUGUCGCGUAUUGCCACGCCAAAGGCGUCAUGCACAAAGAUCUGAAAUUGGAGAAUAUCAUGCUGUGCUCCAUUGAGCCCCCUGAAGCGGUGGUGAUUGACGUCGGCUUAGCAGAGCUCUUUCCACCCUCAGAGGCCGAGUCCUUCAAAUCCGCCGACGCUGCUGGCACCCUGGCCACCAUGGCGCCUGAGGUCAUUCGCGGCAGCUUCAACGUGCCAUGGCAGCGACACGCCAAAUGUGACGUUUGGUCCUUGGGCUGCUGUUUGUAUGCGCUGCUCUGCACCCGGCCGCGGCGUCUCCGGGACUCUCCAGAGACGGAGCCCAGCAAUUUGGAGGAUGAUGGAAGUUACUACAAUUACUUCUAUCCCUUUCGACCGCCUUUGGGAGAAUCGCGGAGCGAACUCAAGGCCUACCUGGAGCGCCAGAAGCGAGGCCCCGACCUUGCGAGGCUGCGCUGCGGAGCGGCUGCGGAUGACCUGGUGAAGGAAAUGUUGGCCUAUGAGGAGCCUUCCAGGUCGCAGAUGAGGCAAAUUCUGGCGCAUCGAUGGCUGCAGUCACGUGAUCGAGAGCAAGUUCUCGGUGCUGGACAAGUUGAUAGCCUACUUCAGUUUCACCGAACCAAUGCUUUGGCGCAGGCCGUGCUUUUAGAUAUGGCCUCCCAACUGCCAUUGGCUCAACUACGCGAGCUGACACAGCUUUUCGAAUCCAUGGACAAGGAUGGGAACGGCAUGUUGGAUCGGGGCGAGCUCACUGAAGCCUUGACAAAGGCAGGGCUGCAGCCAGAGCAAGCCAGACAGGCCGCCGUGCGUCUCUUAAGGGACGGCGGCGGGGCCGUGGAAUUCUCUCGUUUUGUGGCUGCUUUAGUGCCGUCCUGCCGCGACCUGCUCUCGGCCAAGCUGCUGCGCAGCAGCUUCGACCGCCUGGACGAGAACGGCGAUGGCUUCGUAAGCCGCGCAGAACUGCAGAGGUUGCUGGAGCGGGCGGGUUCGAAGCUGGCACAAGCCCAGCAACAGCUCGCGGAGAAGGACAAACUGCUGCAGAAGGCGAGCACCGCACACCUUCCAGGUGAUCGGGGCGAUCGCGUGCCGGAUUCCUCGGAUGACGAGUCGUGCCAAACCAGCGGUUCCAAGCGGCUUCGGGCAGCAAAGGCUGCGAGGAAAGCCUUUGACAACAUCAGCGGUGAAGGGAGAGUUCGGGUCUCCUUUGAGUCUUUGCACCGGAUAAACAAAAAGGCCUGGCCUGACUCAGCUCCUUUGCUCUGCGCCCUGUUGUGCCACGGUGCCACGGUCAUCAACCGGGACGCGCAUCCUGUUGAACCACCCAGCGCCAAUGAGGACAUCAGUCAGCAGGUCAUGGUGCUGGACGCCUCCCAGAAAGACGACGCCCUUCUGCAGGUGGUGCUUCGCGGAUCUGCGGACUCCGCGCGCAUCUUGGUCUUCGUGGCCAUGCGCAAGCAGUGUGACAUCGUGGUGCGAUGCCUGCGGAAGCACGCGAUCAACGCCAAUGCCAUGCACAGCGACAAGGAUCAACAGGAGAGAGAAGACGCCCUUGCGGACUUUCGCAAUGGCCGAGCCCGUGUGCUUGUGGCUACAGAUGUGGCUGCCAGAGGGUUGGACAUCAAAGAUGUGACGUUGGUGGUGCCUCUUGGCCAAGAGAAGCCGCAGAGACUUUCGUCCAAGAAGGUGACGCUGGAUGCUCCCCUGAAGGAAGCUGAGGUAGAGGACCGAGUCGAGGUGCUGGUCACAGCCGAGAGCGAGCUCGAGGACGUCACGCCGAUCCUGCCGGCGACUUCGGCGGCGAAGUCGCCCAGUUUGACGCCGGUGAGCCCUAAUGGACCCACCUUGCAGGAGGAAGUGGAUAGACUGGAGGCAGGCCUCUCAAGGUGUGUAGCUGAGUUUCGCGCGCAAGCAGAAGAGCUUUUGGUGAGGCAUUUAGCUGUGCUCGAUGAAGUUCAGGUGAUUCAUGACUCGCAGAUGUCCAACUUAGUGGCUGAGAACACCUUCCUACGGGAGAAGUUGGGUCUGAAAGUUCCGGAGCAGGUGACCAACAUCAUGUUCCAAAACAUGAUCGCAGAGCCGAAUCCGAAAAAGAGGCCCAGCAGAGGGAACCGCGCCUUCCAGGAUGAAGAGGAUGCGGGACCGCAAUCCUACAAGCAGAAGCAGGAGUCCACUGAGUCGUGCAAUGCUGUGCAUCCCGAUGCCAUGCCCAGCUUCCCAGCGUUCCCACCGCCGCCCGGGAAAAUGCAAAGGGGCAAGAAGGGAGCUCAGAAGCCAGGUGGCAGUUGGCAGGCCUUCAUGGCAUGGGUUCCCAAUGCUUCGGCCAUGCAGAUCGCCGAGCCCUGGAAGCCGUUGCCGCCGGAGCGGGAAGAGGAGAAGAAAGGCUCCAAGAACCGGACCGUCAUCAAACGCCCCCAGGGCGAGUUGGCCGUGUUGCCAGGUGUGACUGGAGAAGAGAAGUCACCCAAGGAGGAGGGCGACACGGACUCCGACAGCAACGAGGGCAACGGAGGGCCGGAGGAGUUCGAGAUGCUGGAUGUCUGGAGGGCCAGCGCCAAGGCCAUGAAGAAGCUCAAAGUGAAUGGCAUUCCCUCGGAGUCCGAAAGUUCGGCCCCAUGGCGGGGAGACGAGGAGGAUGACUACGAGGAGCCAGCUUCGCACGGAUGGAUUUUGAAUCCAGAUUCCAACACUCGAAUCGGCUGGGAUUUGGGCUCAUUGAUUAUGGUCUUGUAUGACAUGGUCACUUGGCUCGACAAACGAUGUGUGCCGGAAAUCGAGAAUGCUUUGCAAUGGGGAGCCGAAAGGCAAGCGUAUACCUUGCCAGAGAACUUGUUCUUAGACUUCAUGGUCACAGCCGACGGCUCAGUGGAGUAUGACAUCAAGAUCAUUUUGAAACGCUAUGCGAAGACUUGGUUGGCGAUGGAUUUAGUCAUUGUGCUUUCGGACUGGUCGGAGGUCAUCUUUUCUUCUGGAGGUGUGGCCAUGUUAAGCUUUGCCCGCACCACACGGAUUAUACGAAUCGUCCGGCUACUGCGCUUGGUGCGUAUGCAGGAGAUCAUGGCCAACGUCACAGAGCGCAUCCAGUCGGAGACGCUGGGCCCGCUGCUGCAAGUGAGUCCCGCUGCUGCACUGCGAAUCGGGGGCAAAGUCCUCAUCGUUCUGCUUGCGGUUUCGCACUUCACUGGGUGCCCCUCGGCGCAGACCAUAUGCCUCUGGUUUGCCAUAGGGGCGCGAGACACCACGGACAGCACCUGGGUCCAAGUCUUGGGCUACAACACUCAAGGAGUGGAUGCCCAGUACCUGGCCUCCCUCCACUGGGCGCUUUCGCAGUUCUCCGGUGGCAUGGACGAAAUCUCGCCGGCCUCGCCCAUUGAGCGGCUCUUCGCGGUGGCCGUGGGGGGCGCCAUUUUCGUCAUCGCCCUGGUGCCCGUGGGACCGCGAAAAUUCGGAGCUGUUGUCAUGCUGGGCGUCUUCACCUCUGGCCUCACCCAGCAGUACAUCAUCGGAGGGAGCGGUGCGAGGCAACUGGCGACAUUGAAGCGAUAUCUGAAGCAGAAUAACGUGGCCUGGAUGGUGUCCCGAGUAGACUGCGUCGACUGGAUUGUGUCCAAAGUGAUCACCAAGCGACUUGGCAAAAAAAACAGAGCCCUGGAGGAAGGAUCCAUCGAAAAGAGUGCUGAAUCCGUCGAACUCUUGCAUGUCAUCUCCGAACCGUUGAAGAUUGAAUUGUCCUUCGAAGCUCUGCGGAAAUUACCACGGUUGCUGUCCAGCACGGAUGUGAUUUUCAGCUUGGGUGAUUUGCCACCAGAGCCCAAGAUGACGCUUGCCUGGCAUCGGCAGAGUAGGAUGGUGAGGUAUAUCGUGGUGAGCGGCACCUUGGAAUACACCGACAGUUACGGCGAGGCGCAACGGGCGUUGCGGCGUGGCGUUGCGGGACGGCCCUGGGACGGCCGGGAUGGGGCAAGAUCAAGCCAGAUCAAGCCAGAUCAAGCCCUGGAGGUGACCAUGGUGGGUGAAAAGCGCUGCGUUUCCGAAGCGGCCUUGUGGACGACCUGGAAGCAUCGGGGCACCCUGACGGCUCUCAGUGAUGCGAAGCUGGCUAUGCUGGAUGUCCAAGGUUUCAUCGACAUCAGCCAGCGGUUCAUGAGAAAGAGUGACGCCGCGGGAGUGAAGUCCUGUGACAUAGCGAUUUUGUGCUCUUUGAAUGCGAUGCGAUUGAUUCCACCUGGGACGAUGACGCCAGUUGACUUGCGUAUUUUUUUUGCGGUCACGUCAGCCGAAAGGAAACUGGAGCUGGCCACGGUUCCAGGCCUGGCCGCCGCGAUGAAAAACAUGGCCCCAGCCUUGGCGAUUUUCAGGAACUACGACAGCGCCAACAGCACAGAGGACUACGUGCACCGCAUCGGGCGCACGGGCCGUGCGGGGCAGAAAGGAAGGAGUUUGACCUUCCUGACGCGGUCAGGUGAAGAUGCCUUCAAGGCGGUUGGCAUGGCCGCCGUGAUGGAGAAAGCUGGAUGCCCCAUCCCUGCGGAGAUGCAGCAACUGGUGGAACGUAUCCAAAGGAGACAGGAACAAGCAAAGUUGCGGGACCAGAAAUGGGACGAUUUGCCCAAGGUGCUGAUGGUGGCUGAGAAGCCCAGCGUAGCCAAGUUCGUGGCGGAGUCGCUCUGCGGCAACGGACGCCUUGGCACCCGCAAGGGCCAGAGCCGCGCAGUGCAGGUCUUUGAGUUCGUGGGCUGGUUCCCGCCCGCGCAGCAGAAGUGCCGCAUCCUGCAGACGUCAACCAUUGGACACAUCUUCGGGCUGGACUUCGAGAAUGGACGGCUGCAACCCGCUGAUCUGUUCUACAGCAAUGUGAAGAAAACGGUGGAGGCCAGUGUCGCGAAGAACCGGAUUGUGGAACAUCUCCAAGACUUGGGAAAACAGGCGGAAUACCUGGCUCUAUGGCUGGAUUGUGACCGUGAGGGUGAGAACAUUUGCUACGAGGUGAUGUCGCUGUGCGGCUCCAUCCCCGAAGAGAACGUCUACCGCGCGCAUUUCUCGGCCCUCACGGUGCCAGAGAUCAAGACGGCCUUCAGCAACCUGGGACGACCUGAUAAGCACCUGGCCAUGGCGGUGGAUGCGCGACAGGAGCUGGACCUGAAGAUCGGUGUGGCCUUCACGCGGCUCAUGACACGGACCUUCCUGAACUAUGCCAAGGAGAAGUUCCGAGUUUGGGACCAGACGGUCUUGAGCUACGGCCCUUGCCAGACGCCUACCUUGUGGUUUUGCGUGGAACGGCACAAGGAGAUUGAGCAGUUCACACGGCGAGAAGUUUUCACACCCUUGGUAACUGUGAAUAUUGCAGACUACCCUGUAGAGCUCAGCUGGUCUUCCAGCAGUACCUUCGACGAGGCCAAAGCCGGGCAAUUGGAGCAACAACUGCAGGCAGCAGGCACGGCGACUUUUUUGAGGAUCGAUUCCACAAGGAAGCAGGCGAGACGCCCCGUAGGCCUCAACACGGUGCAGAUGCUGAAAGCCUGCAGCAGUCGACUGGGGAUGUCCCCGGCAGAGACCAUGAGAGUGGCUGAAGGCUUGUACUCCGCUGGCUACAUCUCUUAUCCGCGCACGGAAACCACCAGGUAUUCGCAGACCUUUGACCUGGCAGCAGCGCUGAGGGAGCAAGCUGCACACCCCAUGUGGGGAAGAACGGUGCAAAUGAUCUUGUCCAACCGACAGCUGCGAGCACCGGCCUCGGGCACCGAUAAAGGCGAUCAUCCGCCCAUCACGCCAAUCAGGGCUGCCCACAAGGAGGAGUUCAACAAGGGCAAAGAAUGGAAACUCUAUGAAUAUGUUACCAGGCAUUUCAUCGCAUCGCUGAUGGAAGAUGCAGCCUACGAUGAGGUCAGUUAUGUUUUUGACGUGGCUGGAGAGCAGUUUGCCUACACCUAUCACCAUGUGGUGGAGCGCGGCUUCUUCUACGCCACGCCAUGGAAACCCCGGGACCUGAAGCUUGAGGAGAUUGACUGGGACAUGCCGGAGAUGGCACAAGGGCAGCAGUUCAAAGUGGAUGAGGUGACCCUAACGCGCGAUACGACGAAACCACCGGACUAUCUGAAGGAAAGCGAGCUCGUAGCCCUGAUGGACAAGAACGGCAUCGGAACGGACGCCUCCAUCCCGCAACACGUGCAGAAUGUGGUGGACCGGCACUACGUCAUGAUCUGCGGACCUGGCGGUGAUGGACAGAGGGGGGAGGUGAUCUCCAAAGGCAGAGGAAAAGGUCGAAAAGGGAAGGGCAAAGGCAAGAUGGUGAAAGGCGAAGAUGGACGGCCAGCCUCGAGGCAUAUGGUCCCAACGCCCAUGGGUCUGAGUUUGCUGGCCGCUUUCGAGGAACUGGAUCCACAGCUAUGCCGACCUCCUAUCCGUGCGUUCAUGGAGAAGCAGGUGGCACAGAUUGCAGACGGGCUCUUGGAGAAAUCUGAAGUUACGGCGCAGAAUUUGGAUUUGUUUCAUUCCAAGUUCACAAAGUUCAGUGAGAACAUCAGUCGCCUCAACCGCUUCUUCAUGCGGAAGGAGGACCUGCAGGGCCUGCAGGGCACAGGCCAGAAACGUGAGUGGUCCGAAUGGGAGGACCAUUCGGCCAAGCGAAUGAAGUUCUCCAAAGGCUCAUGGCCAGGUGCUGGAUUUGCCAAAGGAUCCAAGGGUGGAAAAGAUGAAAAAGGUGGAAAAGGAGCAAAAGGAGCAAAAGGAAAAGGAGGAAAAGGAGGAAAGAAAGGUUGAGGACAGCUGGCGGCUGUUGUGCCGCGGUGACAAAGCUCACCAUGCUGCAACGCAACCACUGCAACCGACAGCAACCGACAGCGGAGGAUUGGCUGCCCCAAACCAUAUAUAGAUCCUGAGACGCCGCGCGGUGCAACACGGUAUAUCUUAGAGUUGAAUCAGAGAGGUCUUUUCUUUGCAGCGAG